Molecule: messenger RNA, 1128 nt
Organism: Peronospora belbahrii
Lineage: Eukaryota; Oomycota; Peronosporomycetes; Peronosporales; Peronosporaceae
Source: the annotation of a GenBank genome assembly
AUGUUGACGGAUCGAUUUGUAUCCAGUGACGUAUUGACUGCCAUGACUCAAUGGUUAAUUCAACUCAAUAGUAGCAAGAGUUUGUCUGCUUGCAAUUUUCUGGAUGUGGAGCUUACGGACAAUGAGCUGGAAGGGACAUACUUGGAACUUGUCAAGCAUAUGUACGUGACGUUGGGAAACUUUCGUCUGCGGCAGAGCCUUGCGGAAAUGCUCGAGAAGCUCGUGGUUACUAUAGAACAUGCAAAGAAGGUUGUCAAGUCUGGAGUAUUUCGUGUACUACUGCAAGUGGCCUUGGAGCAGCCAGAUGAUGUUAUAAAUGCUGCAUUGCUGCAGAAUUUUACUUUAGUGGGGACACGAGUUACGUCCUUGGUUUGUUGCAAAGCGGAGGCAUUUUUAUUAGUUCCGACGACAGCUAACGUAGAGGAAGAACAGGCGACGGUGGUUGAUGCGAAGCAAAGAGAUGUUUGCGAAUUAGUUGUAACGUUGAUGCUGAGUGGAAAGUCGCUUGUCUUUGUCGACGCUGUUCGUAUGAUGCAGCUCUUGAUCGAUAACGAGCUGUGCCGAUCACUUCUACCGACGUUGCCUGACCUGCGUGGUGCUCUGGAAAAGGUGAAAACGUUAGUAAGACUGAAAAGCAGCAAACUCUUGCACGAUGAUUAUGUGAAAGAGCUGUGCAAAGCGCAGUAUGAACUUCUUUGUCCAGAAAUUGAUGCCUUCGAGCGCAAAAAUGGCAGUGUUAUUGGCUUGCUUUCAGACAAGGAAGUACUUCGAAGGAACGAUGGUGCAGGAGAUUAUGGUCUGCAAUUGGCAACGACUUACAAAACUCGCGGUAACGCAUUUUUUUGCCGAGGAAACUACCCCACAUCUUGCACGUUUUAUCGACGUGGUAUCGCUGUGCUCAGAGCAGCGCAGCUUGAAGUAGAAACUUCACUGCAAUCUCUUUCUGUAAAUGAAGUAUUGACUCGCUGCACUAUCGGGGCCAGCGUGCAGGUCUGUUCACCCCGAGGCGAUAAGUGGCAAGAUGCAGUGGUCUCUGAUAUUAAUGAGAACGGCAUGUCCAGCCAAGUUGAGGUGCUAUACGAUGCAGACAUCCACGAAGACGAAUGGGUUGCUAUUUCUCGCAUUUGA